Messenger RNA from Strongylus vulgaris, 342 nucleotides. The record is from the annotation of a GenBank genome assembly. Lineage: Eukaryota; Metazoa; Nematoda; Chromadorea; Rhabditida; Strongylidae.
CUCGUUCGUGAAAUGACUCGAGUAAAUGUGAACAUGCGUGUUGGGAUUCACUCAGGAAGAGCUCAUUGCGGAGUCCUCGGCUUGAAAAAAUGGCAAUUUGACGUUUGGAGUGACGAUGUCACUUUGGCGAAUCAUAUGGAAGGCGGUGGAUUGCCAGGGAGGGUCCACAUCACACAGGCGACUUUGGAUGCCCUUAAUGGUGAAUAUAUAGUUGAGGAAGGGCAUGGCAGUGAACGAUCUAAGUAUUUGGCUGAACAUCAUGUGAAGACGUAUCUGGUCGUUGAAGCGAAGAAUAAACAAGUGUCGGCUCAUCCACAAGCUCGAUUGGUAGGGAUUUGUUGA